Messenger RNA from Aspergillus bombycis, 2178 nucleotides. RefSeq lists its product as uncharacterized. The record is from RefSeq and is a predicted model, not a curated record. The transcript has a single exon. The coding region runs from base 1 to 2178 and encodes 725 amino acids. Lineage: Eukaryota; Fungi; Ascomycota; Eurotiomycetes; Eurotiales; Aspergillaceae.
AUGGCUCAAAGCAACGCAGGCAAUAGCGCCCCAGCAGGCACUGUGGGUGGUCCUGCACAGAUUGCUCCAAGUACAGCAGUUGGAAAUAAUGACAAUAACUUGCCUGGUGCCUGGAAUCUUAUUAUACAGAAGGCCCAGUCCAAAGAGACCUAUGUUGCCAUGAAAAACGCCUUUAAUGCUGGAUCCGACAGCAUGCAAGCCGCAACGACUUUCUUUAUGGAACUAAAUGAAGACAUCCGGAACUACAAUGUGGAGAAUCAGGCAGAUCGAGAAAGGGGUGUAAUCCCUGAAGGUAAAUACGAGGCGAUGUACGAUAAAUGGAUCGCGAAAUUCGAGGCCGCCAAGUCUAAUCAAGAUGCGGAAGCGGCGUGGGGAACAUAUGAUGACACAUGCAAAGAGUUCUCAUCGUUCAAUAAGCAGCAUGGUUUACCUGAGCAUUGGCUUUUUAGCUCUGAACUUGUCGAACGGACCUUUGGCCCCCGGUCUACUGGCGGUGCUAGUGGCGGUACUAGUGGCGGUACUGACCCAGUAGGCAUAUCUAAGGAGGGCAGGUUAUGGCGUGGAAUUAUCCAUGAUAUGGAGAACAAGCUGUUGUUCCAGGAGAUGCUAUUGGAGUUGGAGAGUGUUGACUCUAAUAUGGAAGCCACAACAAGGUUCUUUGCCGAAUUUAACCAGGAAAUUCGCAGGUAUAAUAGGGUGGCUGAUGGACAUGACCACGACCAAGGUAUACUCCCCGAAGACGGUUACAAGGAAAUUUACGACGAGUGGAUGACGGCUUUUAAAAAGGCUACGGCAGAGAAUGACUCGGGUGCGAUGUUGAGUGCUUUCAGUCAAGCAGCCAGCAAGUUCGAAGCUUUCAACAGACACCACAAGUUACCUGGUUGGACCAUUGGGAGUCGGAUUCUUGAAGACGCUCUUGGAGUUGUUGACGCACCAAAACUGGAAACAGAUGAGGAGAUGCUUCAUAAUAUCGCACAGCAUCCCGGAAGCGAAGCUGGCGAUACCGACAUAACUGAACUUGAGGAAUUAGAGGAGGAAGCGAGGAAUGAUGCGAAUUUAUCUGGAGGCGAGGUGCUUUACUGGUGGAAACGGGGCGUUGGCUCCCAGGCCUUAGUGCGUUACGGCAGCGGGCGCUGUGCUACAUACCGCAUCCGAGCCGGCGCAAAUGUGACUUAUGACCAAAGCUGUGUUCCUCAGGUUCUUUCAUCAGGUGCACUAUCUACUGACCCGCAGUCGAAAAGCUCACGUGGCCGUGAAAAGGUUAGUGCUAUUACUGAGUUUGGCACAGUCGAGGAAAAAUGGAGGUAUAACAGAGGCGAUGUUCGCACAAUUCUGGCUGUAGCAUGGAAAGUUGACGACGAUGACGAAGAAGGGAUUGAACCACUGGACCUGCUCUGGCCAGAGGCUUACGCCGUUUAUCCCUGUACCAAGGCUAUAAUUAUGUGGAAAGAUAAAGUGGUUACGCUGGAAGACCGGGCGUUCCUUCGUCGCGCCAUCAAAGGGUCUAGUCUUCAAAAAGCCCAAGUUAUCUACCAGAAAGCGCUGAAGCAGGAAAUACGUUAUCGGAGAUCUGAGGGGCUACCAUACCAGCAUCUGCUCGACGAAAAUCCGAGACGAUCAAUUAUGAGGGAUGAAGAAGCGGAAGAGCAAGAAGAGGAAGACGAGGAAGAGGAAGAGGAAGAGGAUGUGGAGUUAACGAAUGUCAGUGCCCUAUCUAACCAUGGCGGAUCCGUGCGUCCUGCCAGUGCUCGUAUCCCUAGUGCAAGCCGCUCUAGUAUGCAGCCAGGCUUGCAUCCUGGCCGUUCAGGCACUAGCCAGGUUCGGAUUGUUGAGCCAACACGCCAACCUUCCGCACGGCCAGCCUCGACACGGCCAGCCUCGACACGUGGGACUCCUAGGUCCACAUCAAAGAGCGUCUCAAGGGAAACGGACUCUCGAGAUGGGGAGAUUCGCUGGUUGCGGGAACAAUUAAAUAUGUAUGAAAGUGAAAGAAGAAUCAACUAUCAGCCUGCCUCAAAACGGGGAAUGAGCCGAAGUUACGACCAAGUCUAUGAUGCCAGAGAGUCCGAAGUUUCCGAGUUCACACCACAGCCACGACGGCAUCGUCGACGAGUUCAGCAAGGCCAAGUUUGGGACAACUGGAGCGGAAGAUGGAUUCCCACCAGGAGAGUGACCUAA